Molecule: messenger RNA, 2705 nt
Organism: Wasmannia auropunctata (little fire ant)
Lineage: Eukaryota; Metazoa; Arthropoda; Insecta; Hymenoptera; Formicidae
Gene: dpn
Product: protein deadpan-like
Exons: 3
Coding region: 408-1805 (465 amino acids)
Biological process (GO): regulation of transcription by RNA polymerase II; anterior/posterior pattern specification; regulation of neurogenesis
Cellular component (GO): nucleus
Molecular function (GO): protein dimerization activity; RNA polymerase II cis-regulatory region sequence-specific DNA binding; DNA-binding transcription factor activity, RNA polymerase II-specific
Source: RefSeq, a predicted model, not a curated record
AAUAUCCCAAGCGGGACGUCCAUCGGUGAAGAUGGACUUCCCUACAUAUCGCUUCAGAAUUUCGGAGACGCACGUUAACAUAAGACCGACACUCUGACGGACGGCCAAAAAUUUUUUAUAUAUUUAUUUAUUUAAAACAAGCAUCAUACAUCAGGUUCAUACAUUGGUGACAAUAGUUUUCGUAUUCACGUGCUUGAGAAGUACUUGGCUGUUAUAAAAAAUAAAAAGAAAAAAAAGAGUUUUAGUGUUCUUUAGUGCGAACUGUUCAACUUUGACUUACCAUACUGUGAAUGUGUACGCAAGUAAAUCAAUCGGGAUAAUUCUCACGAAUUAAUUGCAAGUAAUUAAUUGCAAUAAGUGCAUUCGCGCGCCAGCAUAGAAGUCACGAUGGUCAAGAACUCUGCUUAAUGGUGGAUUAUCGGAACGACAAAAUGUUGGGCAGCGAGGAGGAACUCGAGCCUCAAACACAUUCGGGAAUGACGAAAGCGGAAUUGAGGAGGAGCAACAAACCGAUUAUGGAAAAACGGCGACGCGCUCGAAUUAAUCAGUAUCUCGAUGAGCUAAAGAAUUACAUCCUCGUUAGUGAAAAAGAUCCAACCAGACACUCGAAACUCGAGAAGGCCGAUAUCCUCGAAAUGACGGUGAAGCAUAUACAAACGAUGCAGCGGCAGCAAUUGAGUACCGCCGUCGCCAACGAUCCGGUGGUGCUAACGAAAUUCCGUUCCGGAUUUUCCGAAUGUGCUACCGAAGUAUCGCGAUACAUCAGCCGCCUCGAGAACGUCGACCCUGCCAUCAAGCAACGAUUGGUAUCACACUUGAACAACUGCGUGAGCCAUCUCCAGCAAAUGGCGCCAUUCUACAGUCAGUACGUGCCCUACAUGCCGGAACGCCUCUACCCGGAGGUAAAGGUUGGUUUCCAGAGCGAUUUCCAGAAUGGGGAUGAGAAUAACAACGGUAGCGCGAGAAUACAGAUACCGAACGGGGUCCAAUUGAUUCCGAGUCGACUGCCGACGGGCGAAUUGGCAUUCCUGGUGCCGCAAUCCGCCGGAAUCUCGGCGAAUUUUCCCUUCUUUCCACCGGCCACGGACGCAUCUGCAAGAAUCGGUCAAUCGUCGGCUUUUACCGCGGUUCACCGGCCGCACACCCCGCUGCUGAGCCCUUCGACGUCCACGUCGAGUUACGGCGAUGAGAGUCAUCAUUCGGAACAUCCACGGGCAACGACGCCUAACCAUCAUCAGCCGCAACAUCGAUUCAAAUUACCCGAGCAGAGCCCUGCGUCCUCAAAGAGCUUCUCGUCCUCGCCGGAGACCCAGAAACCGCAAAUUAGCUCGACUAGCGACCGAAAGUCACCCGCAACGGCAUUCUUGGAAUCUAAGGCCGUGGACGAUAAUGUCGCAACCAAAAAAGACGUCGCGGAGAGUUUGGACAAUGCCACUCAUGCAAACGGUACUGCGAUGCACAGUCUGCGACAACCGCUUUCCGUGAUUACGGACAAGACUUACAAUCGCGCCUCAAGUGGCUUGCUGCUCAAGAGAGACGGUCUUAGGAAACGUCAUUCCGACGGGCUUUUGGCGAUCUCGGAUAAGAGACCGAGAUAUCAAGAACCCACUAGUUCGACCGCCUCGAUGAGUAAUACCGACGUGCUUAAAAGCACAAAUGAGCCAUCUCCCGCAAUUCCUGGCCAAGAUCUGCCAGGAAAUCAGAAUUGCCAGACAUCGCGAAACUGUAAUUCAAAUUCCGAGAAGUUUCCAACGAGCCCAGCAGGUUCUUUUGCUGCUAAUGGCGAUAUGUGGAGACCUUGGUGAUCAUUAUUACUAAAAAUAAAUGAUUAAAAAUAUUCCGAAAUUGAACGAUUACUUAGAAAUAUUUAGUACAAAGAAAUAAAUUAGAUAUAUUUGGAUGUAUCUAAAUACAACUUUCAAAUUACAAUUGAUUGGCGUGCCAUGAGAAUAUCAUUUUAUAUAUUUCAUUGGCUAACGAUUUGAUUAAAUCACGAAUAAUUAGAAAAAUACAGAAUUUUUGCGUGAUAUGUAUUAUGUAUUUCUCCGUAUUUUAAAUUCUAGCAAGUUAAAGAAUAGUUUAAAGAUAAACAAGCUCAUAUCGAUAGUAAGAUGGUUUCGUGCCAAAGCGUGAAAUUGAUUAUAUAUUUUCUGAGCAAGAUUGUUAAUGUACUUUAAUGCAUCGUUACGCUGCAUCUUCGCCAUUUCAUAAAGACUCGUAAGCUUUAAAUAGAUUAAACAAUAUUCCAUUAAGUCUGUCACAAUGCGUAAUAUGUGAAUACCCCUGUAAAUAUGCCCAUUUAUUAUUUAAUUAAUUAAAUAUAUAAUUUUAAUCAAUAUUAUAUGAGUGAUGAUUAUUUUUCAAUGAUCUUUAACGAUGGUCAGUAUUGUCAAUUAACACGUUCACUGCUUCGUGGAUCUUGAUAUACUCCGCAAAAAAAUAAAUAAAUUGAAAGUCGCAUACACUAUUUAAAAUUAAGAUAAUUUUUUACAAAUGUUUGUAAUUAAAUGAGCUCUCGAUCCAUGAUAUGAAGUAGAAUUUUUUAAGUUUUGUUAGUUGCACUUUAUUCGUAUAUUAAUGCAACAUAUUAGAGUAUCACAGCGGCGGCGGCUAUCGUUCAUGGCAUUCAACGUGUUAAAAUGAUGUAACGAGUUUGUGAUAAAAAAAAAAAAUAUAACGUUGAAAUACAAUGACUUUGAAAAAGA